AUGCAUACAUUUGAAUUGAAAGUGAGAGGUGCCUGGGGGAAAGAGCAUGGGUCUGGAGGAGGCUCUGAUCCGGUUCCGGUCUCUCCGUGUGCAGGACGUCCUUUGGGCCCUGUGGGUCUGUCCGUGUCCCCCGUCCGCACUGCCCAGCCAGGAGGGCAUGGCCCGGCGGUUUCCCAGGCCCCUCGGCUUCCGCGGAGCCGGGGAGCUGUCCCAUUCCGGCAACGCAGCUUCUGGCAGUUUCAGAAGAUGGUCAAACACAUCACAGGGUGGAGCGCCUUCUUCUCGUAUUAUGGAUACAGCUGCUACUGUGGCCUUGGGGGCAAAGGCACCCCCGUGGAUGACACUGACAGAUGCUGCCUGAUGCAUGAUUGCUGCUACGGGAAGCUAAAGCAGCCCGGCUGCCAGCGCAUGCUGAAUAGCUACCGAUUUCACAGCGCCAAUGGGACCGUGGUCUGUCAGUGUGCCCUCGGCCCCGGUGUCAGCUGUCUCUGUGGGCUGUGGGCAUGUGAGUGUGACAGGCAGCCUGCAUACUGCUUCAUAGAGCUGCCCACCUACGAGAAAAACUUCAAGCAGUUCUUCUCCAGCCGGCCCCGCCGUGGCAAGCGGAAGCUCCAGUGCUAGGCAGCCCCGGGCCCCCUCGUCGGCCAGCAUGGGAUCCAGUGUCCCUCGUCCUUCCAGAAGCCUUCUCACGCCAUCCCAUGCAGGCUCUAGUUCUGCAGCCGCACUUCAGCGCAUGGUCUAGGGUACUCCUUUGUCACUCGACCCCGAGGGCAGCCAAUCAGCAUUAGAAAAAAUAAAAUCCUGGCAUGCUAUGGAGGGAGACAGCCCCUCUAUAUAGACAAAAAUAAAUAACAUUUUCUGAUAGUCGCAAGUGCUAAGAAGCACUCCAACAGGUGACAGGAUAGAGAGAUGUUCCCAAGCCCCACCCAGAAAUUUCCAAGAAGGGAAAAGGACCCAGGAUCUACCCUAAACUCUCCCUCCACCCCCCUCCCCCAAAAUCAGGAUGCAGGGCAGACCUGGGAACUGGGUUUGCAACCCACAUCCAGCCGGGGGCAGAGUAGGGAUCCCAGAAAACACGGUCUUGCCACACAGCCAAGGGUCUGAGAGAUGCCCUUGGACUUUGUUUCUUGUCUGUUGGGGUUCUGCUCUCUGAAAUCCCUCAGGUAGGAAAAAUUAAUGCCAUUUCCAUCUCUCCGGAGACAGGGCAUGAGGAUAUCCACACCCAGCACUGCUAUGUGGUGUUAUGGCCAGGAAGGUGUCACAGAGAGGGAGAAAGGGCCUGGAAGAGGGCAUCAGAGGGCCCCGAAAUUUCCAUCCAAAUUCAGAAGGCCCUGGUGAUAUUAGACUUAGAUUCUAAUGAACACCAAAGUGACCUGAGCUGAGCAGAUUCUGUUCUAUAUAAUGCCCAACUGGCAUGGCAGAAUGCAAAAUUGGCCCCAGUUGUCCUUACCUUGCUGCGUCCUUGCCUCUCAUGAAGGAACGCUCAGCUUUGCCCAUGGAGAAGUAGAGUCUGCCCAGUGGUUGAAUCUGAACUCCGUGCUGGCCUUUGAAUUACUUUGGUCAAUAGAAUGUAGUGGAAUGUAUGGAUGGUCUGCCAGUUCCCGAGCUUAGGCUUCAGGAGGCCCGGUGCUCUGCUUUCCCAGGAUGCCGGGCUCCACCUGGCCCACUGGCCGGUGGCAGCCAGAGUCCGUCAGCCCAGCCGUGUCCACUCAGACCUCAGACACAUAAGAGCGCUCGGCAAAGGUCAGCAAAGCCCACUCAUUGCUGACCACAACCCACGAGAGCAGCUCGCUGGAACCGAAAUGGUUGUCCGGCUGAGCCCAGGCAAAGUU
Messenger RNA from Zalophus californianus (California sea lion), 1832 nucleotides. RefSeq names its product phospholipase A2 group IIC (gene PLA2G2C). Gene Ontology annotation, biological process: phospholipid metabolic process; fatty acid biosynthetic process; lipid catabolic process. The record is from RefSeq and is a predicted model, not a curated record. Lineage: Eukaryota; Metazoa; Chordata; Mammalia; Carnivora; Otariidae. Gene Ontology annotation, molecular function: calcium ion binding; phospholipid binding; signaling receptor binding.